UGCUAUCUAUAUAAUUGCUUCCUAAAAGGAUUAGUAUGUUGGCAGUGAACAUGUCUUCUAUGUUAAUGAGGUGGAAAGACACCUAAAGGAGCAUGUGAGCGUGGCGGCAAAGAGACGGGACUGCUGCACUUUGGACAUAGAAGUUAAGAUGCUGCAGUCAAAAAUUAGUUAUGUUCAUUUGCUCUCUUCUCUAAGAAACAUUCCCAAAUAUGUUCAAGGCAUGGACGGGCUUGAGAACACCACCCAGUGUCCUCGUGACGUUAUCAAGUUGUCACUUUUUUUUCCCUUUUGGGUUGUGUGCGUGUGUUUUUCAUUACCAUCAAUGACUGGGUUACGCAGACUUCAGCGCACCGUGAUAUAAGACCUGGUACCCCACCUACGCUCCAGUUGCUGAUUGGCGUUACGCGGGUAUCCAGCUAUUAUUUAUUACCCCAAAGCGUGGACGCCUCAUUUAUCCUGAGCGGAUCUCACUGUGGGAUCUAUCACUUAACUCUGCACCAGGGCGCACGCAGCUUACUCUUAUACCAAAUUAUCUGUUCGACAGAAAUCAGGUGGUGCUAAAAAUGAGGAGAGGUUUGCUGCUGGUGACUCUGUUCCUCAUCAUGAAACUUCGAUACAGCCAGUCCAGAUGCGAGGAGUCCGGACUGCGCAGAUCGACUUCAGAUCAGACCAUAGGUUUGGACAACCUCAAGCGGAGCAUUCUGAAGAGGUAUAGCGAUUUGGAUUACGACAGCUUUGUGGGUCUGAUGGGCAGAAGAAACGCCGAUGCAAACGAUGUACAAUCACCUCAAAAAAGAGAAAUGCAUGACAUUUUUGUUGGUCUCAUGGGAAGGAGAAACUCAGAGUCUGAUAAUAGUCCCUGGAGGAGAGAGUAUCCAGAGAGGAGAGGCAUUUUUCUCAACAAGUGCAGGCUGAGGUUUCUUCAGGGGCUGUAGACAAAGCUCUCAUCUGGCAACAACCACCGAGAAGAUCACAGAGAACACAAAUAAUGAACUAAAUGUUUGAUGGAGACAACUCAGUGGUGUGAUUCACAAUGUAAACCUGCUAGCUGGCUUAUGAAAGUAACUAUAAAAUACACAGAUUGUAUUUGCUUUAAUUUGACAACAAAACAUAAGUAGAGAUGACAGGAGACAUAUUCUAUUUCUUUAUCAUGUUAUUCCUUUUCUUCAAAGUUUAAAAUAAACACAAUUUUUAUACAUAAUUUAUUCAUUUAAAGCGUCGGUGCAUUUCCCUGCAGGUGUUACUGAGAGGCUCACGAAGCUCGGCUCUGGCGCAGACAGUAACGUUCAGUCACACUUGCUAUGAUGUUUACUGCUGGUUAUAUAAAAUGACUUGACAAGAGGGAUUCAUCUGAGUUUUGUAUAAUUCUGUGUUCAUCAGAAGCUACAGUGUUCUUAAACAUAAGCACAGGGGGUUUCAAGUAUCUACACCAAAGCAUCUCAUGUCACUGAAGGUAAAAUGAAAAGACAUUUUCACAGUAAGGUUGUUCAUUUUUGUACUGAAACAAACAUCAUAUCAUUGCUGGCUGUGGAUUUAGAGUCUCCAUUAACUCUUUAACUGCACAGGGUUCAAGUUGAAAUUAAAAAGAAAAUUGAAAACAAAGUCAUUUUGCUUAUUGUUACAGAAAGCCAAAAAAAAAUCUUAUUAACCAUUAAAAGUCAGAAAAGUAUAACCAGAAAAUCAGAUGCAACAGAACACAGCAUAAGUUGUGACACAGUAUCAAUUUUUGCUGUUUUCAAUUUCAAUAAAAA
Messenger RNA from Scatophagus argus, 1751 nucleotides. It is a transcript of the gene tac3a, whose product is annotated as tachykinin precursor 3a. The coding region runs from base 564 to 935 and encodes 123 amino acids. The transcript has 7 exons. Lineage: Eukaryota; Metazoa; Chordata; Actinopteri; Scatophagidae. The record is from RefSeq and is a predicted model, not a curated record. Gene Ontology annotation, biological process: tachykinin receptor signaling pathway; positive regulation of blood pressure.